AUGGAUAAUGUUACAGUAGAUUUGGAAGCAGUAAUCGCUGGAAACAGAAGCUCCCUUUUGAUGCCUAGUGAUUCAGAUUUGAGCGUAAAUUAUACCAAAUUGGAAGAACAGGAUACACUGGAAGGCUUGUCGCAAAGACGCCUGUCGGAUCAGAGCAGACGACUUUCAGACGAAGUUGAUAAAUUCUUCGACGAAUCGCCGCCUAACUUACGAGGAAAAAACAGAGUAAACAGAAUGCGAGAAAGCUUGGCUUUAUUUAAGCGAUUAAACGAUG
This is a messenger RNA of Paraglomus occultum, 274 nucleotides long. Lineage: Eukaryota; Fungi; Glomeromycota; Glomeromycetes; Paraglomerales; Paraglomeraceae. The record is from the annotation of a GenBank genome assembly.